AUGAAGAGCCCGGAGACCGGGACACCUCUGCCUUCUCCACACAUGGAAGCGCGCCUCCAGCCCACACUGGUCCUGACUACCCUAAGUGCAGCCUUCGGCUCAGCCUUCCAGUAUGGCUACAACAUCGCCGUGAUCAAUACGCCUCACAAGGUCUUGAAGUCGUUUUACAACGACACGUACUUUGAGCGGCACGGAACGUUCAUGGACGAGAAUACGCUUCUGCUCCUGUGGUCCUGCACGGUCUCCAUGUUCCCUCUGGGAGGGCUGUUGGGCUCCUUGGUGGUUGGCAUGAUGGUCAAUAAGUGGGGCAGAAAGGGAACCCUGUUGAUCAACAAUGUCUUCGCUAUAACCUCUGCCGUCCUGAUGGGAGCCAGCAAAGCUGCCCGGGCUUUUGAGCUGAUCAUCUUCUCUCGAGUGAUGGUGGGAAUCUGCGCAGGUAUCGCCUACAGUACUCUUCCCAUGUACCUGGGAGAACUGGCUCCUCAGAACCUCAGGGGUACAUUGGGGACAAUGACGGAGGUAUUCGUCAUCUUUGGAAUCCUCUUGGCUCAGAUCUUCAGCCUGCAGACCAUCCUGGGCAAUGCCACCGGCUGGCCAAUCCUCUUGGCUCUCACAGGGGUCCCUGCACUGAUUCAGCUCCUCUCUCUGCCCUUCUUCCCUGAGAGCCCCCGCUACACCCUGAUUGAGAAAGGAGACGAGGAGACCACAAGACAAGCUCUAAGGAGGCUGCGAGGUCACAGCUACAAUGUGGAGGCUGAGAUGGAAGAAAUGCGGACAGAGGAGCGCACCGAGAAAGCCGAGGGUCGCCUGUCCGUGCUCAACCUCUUCACCUUUCGGCCCCUGCGCUGGCAGCUGAUCUCCAUCGUUGUGCUCAUGGCGGGUCAGCAGCUGUCCGGGAUCAACGCGGUCAACUACUACGCAGAUAUCAUCUACACAUCAGCUGGUGUGGACCCCACCCAGUCCCAGUACGUGACUCUGGGCUCUGGUGUCAUCAACUUGGUGAUGACUCUCGUCUCGGCCUUCAUCAUAGAGCGUCUGGGACGGCGGAUUCUCCUGCUGUCUGGCUAUGGCAUCUGCAGCUCUGCCUGCCUAGUGCUGACGGUGGCACUCCUCCUUCAGAGCACGGUCCCUGAGCUGUCUUACCUUGGCAUCAUCUGUGUCUUCUCCUACAUCGUGGGACAUUCCAUAGGGCCCAGUCCUGUCCCCUCCGUGGUGAGGACAGAGAUCGUCCUGCAAUCCUCUCGGACAGCCGCCUUCACAGUGGACGGGGCUGUGCACUGGCUCACCAACUUCAUCGUGGGCUUAACGUUUCCAUCCAUCCAGGUGGCCAUCGGGGCCUACAGCUUUCUCAUCUUUGCUGGCAUUUGUCUCCUCACUGCCGCUUACAUCUACGUGGUAAUCCCUGAGACCAAGGGCAGGACGUUCGUAGAAAUCAACUGUAUUUUUGCCAAGAGAAAUGGAGUGGAGUUUCCAGAGGAGAAGGAAGUAACCACCGCCAAGCCCCACACACCUUCUCUGACAACCAAGCAAACAUCCCUUUGA
Molecule: messenger RNA, 1542 nt
Organism: Rattus rattus (black rat)
Lineage: Eukaryota; Metazoa; Chordata; Mammalia; Rodentia; Muridae
Gene: Slc2a7
Product: solute carrier family 2 member 7
Exons: 12
Coding region: 1-1542 (513 amino acids)
Biological process (GO): monosaccharide transmembrane transport
Cellular component (GO): membrane
Molecular function (GO): hexose transmembrane transporter activity
Source: RefSeq, a predicted model, not a curated record